Messenger RNA from Castor canadensis (American beaver), 4084 nucleotides. The record is from RefSeq and is a predicted model, not a curated record. NCBI's taxonomy places the organism in Eukaryota, Metazoa, Chordata, Mammalia, Rodentia, Castoridae.
CCGCCCGCAGCCCCGCGCUGUGCCGCCGCCACCGCUGCACCCGCUCUCUCCGCGCCUGCUCGCCAAGCCCCGCCGAGCCGUCACCACCCGCAGUCUUUCAGCCUCUCCACCCUCAAGAUGCUCUCCCUGGAUCCAUCGAGUUCCAAGUGGGACUGCCCGCUAGGCUCCAAGGACCUAGAAGAAGAGGAGGGCCCAUGGAGAGGGGACUCUGGCCUGCCACCCACAGGCUGCUUCCCUGGCCCCUGGCGGCAGGAUGUAGGCCUGGACUGCAAGGGCUCCCCGGAGGGGGCUGAGGCGCAAGCCUGGACUGUCUACUAUUACAGUCUCCUGCAGAGCUGUCUGCAGCAAGCUGGCCUUCCAGAGACCCAGGACCGCAGCCAGGUGCCCCGCACAGGUUGCCCUGGGGCAGAGGUGACCUUGUGCAUUCUGGGAUCCCCCAGCACCUUUCUGUCUGUGCUGCUGGAGGGUGGGGUCCAGAGCCCUGGAAACAUGCUCCUUUGCCUGUCCCCUGCUUGGCUGACAAAAGUGCCAGCACUGGGACAGCCGGGUGAGGCCACUCUGCUGGUCUCCAAGGCUGUGAGCUUCCACCCAGGGGGCCUGACAUUCCUGGAUGACUUUGUCCCUCCUCGGCGUGCCACCUACUUCCUGGCCAGCCUGGGGCCAGGACCUGGUGGGGGCCGGGAGGCAGCAGAGCUGGCUCGCAACCUGACUUGCCCUACAGGAGCUUCUGUGGAGCUGGCUCGGCUGUUGGAGGACCGGCUGCUGAUGAGGCGGUUGCUGUCCCAACAGGGUGGUGUGGUCGUGCCAGCCACCCUGGCUUUCACCUACAAGCCUCCAGGGUUGCUGCGGGGAGGGGAUGCCAGCCCGGGACUACGGCUGGUGGAGCUGAGUGGCAAAGAAGGCCAGGAAACACUAGUGAAAGAGGAAGUAGGAGACUUUCUGCACUCCGAGGCACUGGGUGAUGCCUUGCAGGUGGCUGUGAAGCUCAGCGGCUGGCGCUGGCAGGGGCGGCAAACAUUGUGUCUCCACCCCCGGACAGAGCUAGACACAGUGGUGGACACAGUGCUGACAUUGCUGGAGAAGCUAGAGGAGGAAGAGGGUGUCCUGGUGGAGGCUAUGUGCCCACCUGCCCAGCUGCCCUUCUCAGACGGCCCCUCACCUGGCCCUGAGCUGGCUGUACGUAUCUGUGCCGUGGUGUGUAGGAUUCAGGGUGACAGGCCCCUGCUGAGCAAGAAGGUGCACUUGCAGCAAGAUAGGAGGGAGGACUUAGAGGAGUCAGUCUUGGGAGAACGCCUCCUCCUGGGCCAGCCCUUUGAGCCAUACCCUGCCCAGGUGGUGUGCGGUGUAGGUCGUGGAGACCGACUUCUGCGACAUCAGAACACCUUGCCAAGGACGCUGGAUGUGGCGCUGGCCCAGUGCGGCCUGGGCGAGGCGGCGCAGGUGGCGGUGGUGCGGCAGCGCGUCAAGGAGGCAGCUGAGGCCGCGCUGGCCGCGGUGCUGGCCCUGGAGGCCGGCUUGAGCGCAGAGCAGCGCGGCGGGCGCCAGGCCCGCACUGACUUCCUUGGCGUGGACUUCGCUCUGACAGUGGUCGGCCGCGCGCUGACCCCGGUGGCCCUAAAGCUGAACUGCGGCCUGUGCCUGGAGGCGUGCGGUGCGCUCGAGGGGCUGUGGGCCGCGCCGCGCCUUGGACCUGCGGCCGAGGAGACGGCGGCCGCGCUGCUGGUGGAGACCAUGCUCCGGCGCUCGGCGCACUGCCUCAUGGAGGGCAAGCAGCUGCUGGUGAUCGGAGCCGGCGGUGUCAGCAAGAAGUUCGUGUGGGAGGCUGCGCGCGACUACGGGCUCAAGCUGCACGUGGUAGAUUCACACCCCAACCACUUUGCAUCGCAGCUGGUGCAGACCUUCAUCCACUUUGAUGUGACGGAGCAUCGGAGGGAUGAGGAAAAUGCACGGCUGCUGGCUGAGCAGGUGCGGGCACGAGGCCUGCAGCUAGAUGGUUGCUUCUCCUUCUGGGAUGACUGCCUGGUGCUCACAGCCCUGCUCUGCCAGGAGCUGGGUUUGCCCUGCAACACCCCAACUGCCAUGUGCCUGGCCAAGCAAAAGAGCCGCACCCAGCUGCACCUGUUGCGCCACCAGGGCCCACCCUGGCCUGCACCCUCCCUCCAUGCCGUGCCUUGCUGCCCACUGGAGAGUGAGGCUGAUGUGGAAAGAGCUGUCCAUCAGGUACCUCUGCCAGGUGUGAUGAAGCUGGAGUUCGGGUCAGGAGCAGUGGGCGUGCAGCUAGUGAAGGAUGGGCCACAGUGCCAUGAGCACUUUUCCCGGAUCGCCCGUGACUUGCAGGGUGAGGCUGACCACCCAGGCAUUGGGCUGGGCUGGGGUAAUGCCAUGCUGCUGAUGGAGUUUGUCGAGGGCACCGAGCAUGAUGUGGACUUGGUACUAUUUGGCGGCCGACUGCUGGCUGCCUUUGUCUCCGACAAUGGCCCCACGAAGCUGCCUGGUUUCACAGAGACGGCAGCCUGCAUGCCCACUGUGCUGGCACCAGAGCAGGAGGCUCAGAUGGUGCAGGCAGCGUUUCGUUGUUGCCUGGGCUGCGGCCUGCUUGAUGGGGUCUUCAAUGUGGAGCUCAAGUUGACAGGGGCUGGACCCCGGCUAAUUGAGAUCAACCCCCGCAUGGGCGGUUUCUACCUGCGCAACUGGAUCCUGGAGCUCUAUGGUGUGGACAUACUGCUGGCUUCUGCAAUGGUGGCCUGUGGCCUGCGGCCUGCCCUGCCCACCCACCCUCGGGCUCGUGGCCACCUGGUUGGCAUCAUGUGUGUGUUGUCUCAACACCUGCAGGUGCUGAGUUCCACCACCACCCGAGAGACCCUGCAGGGCCUGCAUGAUCAGGGCCUGCUUCGCCUCAAUCUGCUGGAGGAGAAUCUGGAGCCUGACAAGUAUGAGGAGCCCUUCUGCAAUGUGGCCUGUACUGGGCACACCCAUGCCGAGGCCUGCCACCGCCUGCUGGGCCUCUGCCAGGGCCUGGGCAUCGACAGGCCCAACUACCCAGUUGCCCACUUCCUGUCUCAUUUCAAAUAGCACUGGGUCAGGGGGCAGGGAUGAAGUGCUAGGGGGAGGGGCAGAGGUGCCCUCCACUCCCUGGACUCUUCCCUGCCUCUUUCCAUAUUGUCCCACCCCAGCCUCCUCCUCACCCCCAUGUCUCAGGUUUGUUUCAGAGCAGCAGGGCCAUUUUGAUAUCAAAGACUCCUGGGCUAAGGAACAUAAACAAGUAUCUGAGGGCUGCUGGUGUUUUUGUCCUCUCAAAGGUCUCUAUCCAGCCCACAGCUGCCCUGGGAUGUUAGCUCUCAAGAAGCAACAGCAGCUGCACACACAUGCACACACAUACACACACACACACACACACACACACACACACACUGCCACCGCCACCCCAAAUGGGAGUGGCCCAAGCCCAGACCCUCCUCUCCAUCCUUCCAGGUGUAUCUCUCUUCCUGUCACCUACAGGAGAGAACCUGGCUAGGCCCCUGGUCUUGGACAAAUCCCAGGACAACUUGAGAUUAAAGCCCCUUUCUUUGUCUUAUGCAAAUUCCAGGAUAGUUCUAGAACCUACUGAAAACUCCCACAGUGCUUCCCACCUGUGACAGCUGGCCUGAGCGGUAGAAACAGGUGGCCUGUGGUCAUCAUAAUCACCUCCCUCAUACCUCCAGGAAGACUCUAUUGCCCCCAGUCUACAGAGGAGGAAGCAGGCUCAGAGAGGAAAAAUGACUGCCCACAAAGGCCUACCAUAAUGGAUGUGGAUAGAACGCAAGAGCCUACUCGCUUUCCAGGCCCCUUCACCUCUCUGCCCUUCUUCAUAAGUGGCCCCAGGAAUUGUGAAUACCCCCUUGCAUGCACCUUCUCCACUAUACUUCAGUGCUUUGGCUCUGGCAUACUACCUACCGCUGGCAGAGGGCAUCUAUGUUCCCUUCCUUGCUCAGGGAAGCUAUUUCAAGAACUCUGCCUCUGUCCAGCACAGAAACUGUGGGCAGCUCCGUAAUCACCCUCCCCAAAUAAAGGCUUGUGAACUAGCAAAGUGUCUGGACUGUGGGAA